AUGGGGCCCCCUGCCGCUGCUGCAGAUCUGUCAGGCUCGUACAGUAGCUGCCGACAGUCUUUUUCGGCCCCCGCGGCUCCCUGCUGGCCCCCAGCUCUCCGGCCCUCGCGGCUCCCUGCUGGCCCCCGCAGGCAGCCCCCGGCUCUUCGGCCCCCGCCAGCGCUUCCCCGGCCUCCGUUUGCACCUCGGCUCCCCAUGCAGCUCCGCCCGCCGCUCACAGCUCCGCCUCGCUCGCCAGCCGCCGCCUGUAGCACCGCCCCGCCACAGCCCGCCGCCUCAACGGCCCUCGCCUGGCCCGACCUCCUCCCCUGCCUUGGCUUCGCCACUCGGCCACCACCGAAGCUCUACCUGGCCGCCACCGGUUCUUCAUAUGCUGUAUAUAAUCUUUUGCAAUAA
Cryptomeria japonica (Japanese cedar) is the source of this 396-nucleotide messenger RNA. Its product is annotated as 36.4 kDa proline-rich protein-like. The transcript has 2 exons. The record is from RefSeq and is a predicted model, not a curated record. Bases 1 to 396 code for a protein of 131 amino acids. Lineage: Eukaryota; Viridiplantae; Streptophyta; Pinopsida; Cupressales; Cupressaceae.